AUGGCUAACACUUCCGGCUAUGUAAACCUACUAACUAGUCAAAUCCCCAUUGACCUUGAAUCACCCGAAGCUAAUUGGUUCGGUAGCCAAGUUACCGAUGAGUCUGGUGUGAAGGAGAGGAGGAAAUGGUCUACCACAGAGGAUAAAAUCCUUAUUGGUGCAUGGCUUAACACCAGUAAGGACCCUGUGGUGAGCACUGAACAGAAAGCUGAUGCUUUCUGGAACCGUAUCAUUGACUACUACAACGCAAGCCCUCUCCUGGUGGGUACUAUACCGAUGAAGCUUCGUCCUUGCAAGCAAAGAUGGGCUCGGAUAAACGAGCAAGUAUCCAAGUUUGCUGGAUGCUAUGAUGGGGCUUUGAGAGAGCAGAGAAGUGGGCAAAAUGAUGAUGAUAUCAUGAAAGCGGCUUUAGACAUUUUCUUCAUUAAUAACGGCUACAAGUUCGCCCUGGAUCACUGCUGGAGGGAGCUGAGGCAUGAUCAGAAAUGGUGCUAG
This is a messenger RNA of Brassica napus (rape), 495 nucleotides long. Its product is annotated as glutathione S-transferase T3-like. The transcript has a single exon. NCBI's taxonomy places the organism in Eukaryota, Viridiplantae, Streptophyta, Magnoliopsida, Brassicales, Brassicaceae. Bases 1 to 495 code for a protein of 164 amino acids. The record is from RefSeq and is a predicted model, not a curated record.